Messenger RNA from Sardina pilchardus (European sardine), 2991 nucleotides. RefSeq names its product protein phosphatase 1, catalytic subunit, gamma isozyme (gene ppp1cc). The record is from RefSeq and is a predicted model, not a curated record. Lineage: Eukaryota; Metazoa; Chordata; Actinopteri; Clupeiformes; Clupeidae. Bases 199 to 1170 code for a protein of 323 amino acids. Gene Ontology annotation, molecular function: protein serine/threonine phosphatase activity. The transcript has 7 exons. Gene Ontology annotation, cellular component: cytoplasm; nucleus.
UCAACCAGCACUUGCUAGUUGUCGUCGCCGGUUGGUGAUCUCAAAGUCGGCUCUGUAGGAGCGGCACUGCGGAGUUCUCUUAAAACAAAAUCGGGUACUUUGGCACAACUAAUUUAAAUUGGUUAGCUCUAUCUAGUAAGCGUGGAUUUAAAACGUGUAAAGUGUCCCGUUUAGGUAGCUAAAUUAAAAUCUAACGUGAUGGCCGACAUCGACAAGCUCAACAUAGACAGUAUCAUUCAGCGGCUCCUGGAAGUGCGAGGCUCCAAGCCGGGGAAGAAUGUUCAGCUCCAGGAGAAUGAGAUCCGUGGGCUGUGUCUCAAAUCCCGCGAGAUCUUCCUGAGCCAGCCCAUCCUGCUGGAGCUGGAGGCUCCACUCAAAAUCUGCGGAGACAUCCACGGCCAGUACUACGACCUGCUGCGGCUCUUUGAGUACGGCGGCUACCCGCCCGAGAGCAACUACCUGUUCCUGGGCGACUACGUGGACCGAGGGAAGCAGUCGCUGGAGACCAUCUGCCUGCUGCUGGCCUACAAGAUCAAGUACCCCGAGAACUUCUUCCUGCUGCGCGGCAACCACGAGUGCGCCUCCAUCAACCGCAUCUACGGCUUCUACGACGAGUGCAAACGACGCUACAAUAUCAAGCUCUGGAAGACCUUCACCGACUGCUUCAACUGUCUCCCCAUCGCCGCCAUUGUUGAUGAGAAGAUCUUUUGCUGCCAUGGAGGCCUGUCCCCCGACCUGCAGUCCAUGGAGCAGAUCCGGCGCAUCAUGCGGCCCACGGACGUGCCGGACCAGGGCCUGCUGUGCGACCUGCUGUGGUCCGACCCGGACAAGGACGUGCUGGGCUGGGGCGAGAACGACCGCGGCGUCUCCUUCACCUUCGGAGCCGAGGUGGUGGCCAAGUUCCUGCACAAGCACGACCUGGACCUCAUCUGUCGAGCGCAUCAGGUGGUGGAGGACGGUUACGAGUUCUUUGCCAAGAGGCAGCUGGUGACCCUCUUCUCUGCACCCAACUACUGCGGGGAGUUCGACAACGCCGGAGCCAUGAUGAGUGUGGAUGAGACGCUCAUGUGCUCUUUCCAGAUCUUGAAGCCAGCGGAGAAGAAGAAGCCCAACUCCAGCCGUCCAGUGACCCCGCCCAGGAACAUGGUGACCAAGCAGGCGAAGAAAUGAGGGGCCCACCGCCCCCGCGGGCAUCGGGGGUCACGACCCGAACGUGUCGGCCGUGCUGGACUCUUCUCAUGUGGUCUUCAUCUGUCUGCUUGGAGCUCCACCUUUUUCCUCUUGGUUCUUUUUUUAGUGGUCGCUUGAACUCACUCGAACUGUCGACUGCCUUUUUUCCCCCGUUUUUUUUGUUUUGUUUUUGUUUCCCCCUCUUUUUUUGUUCCGUCCCUUUUUUUUUUUUUUUUUACAUUUUUGCAGCGACCCACGAAAAAGACCACACUGCUCCACAGAAUGGGACGGGGAGGUUAUGGGAUGUGGGGUGGGUGGGGGCACAUUGUAUAGUUUCCUUGUUUGUUUGUUUGUUUGUUUGUUUGUCUGUUUUUAAUGUAAUCGGCUCAUUUUUCAUUUUGGUAAAUCUCCAGAGACUUAAAAUGGCUUUUUCUAACCUUGAAUACUUCAGGAUCGAGCAUUUCAGUCUCCAACACCAUUUCACACACACACGCAUACAACACAGUUACACACACACAUACACGUACACAUGCGCACGCUUGCUCGCAUCAGGAUGGCAGGAAUCACGCUUUGAAGCGCUCUGCUCUGUGGCUGGGAAGACCUCUCACACACACACACUGCAGGACCUUUGCACACUCCAGAGCUCCAGCCGAACAGACGACAGGAAGAAGAAACCGAAAACUUAAAAGAAAACGAAAAAGGAAACAAACAAAAAAAAAACAGAAAAAUGACCCGUACUUCUAUUGCUCCCAAAUGUAGUCGUUCAAACCACUGUGAUCAAAACCAUACUCAGUGUAUUCACUUUAGAAAUGAAGCAAAGCAGAAUAGCUGUUCUGAAACUCAAGAGGCUGUCCUUUUUUUCGAGUUCAUUUUUCCCUCAUGCAGAUUUUUAGGCUUUUCAUCUUUUGUGUUUGCCUGGUGUUUGUGCCAUGAGAUCUGGGCCACCAUUUGCUCUCGUCAACAUAUAUAUUUUUUAAACGUCGUUGGCUUGUUUUAUAUUUGUAUUUUAUUUUUCUUAAUUUUUUGGAAGCCAUCAUUGGCAGUACGGUUGUUUGUGUGUUUGUUUGUUUGUUUGUGUUUUUUAGGAAUAUGUUUCCGUUCUCCCUCUUCACCAUGAGUUUUGGUUGUAGCACUCUUCGUAUGGAUGUACGCUCCCUCUUAUAAUUUUUUUGUUUUAUUAUUAUUUUUUGUAUAAUCCAUCAAAGGAAGUUGGUGGGUUUGUUUUGAAGCACAGCUGAGACACUUCAGGUUGGCAACAUACCUGCUCUGUCCAGUGCUGUCAUUGCAGAUCAUUAAGUACUGUUUUCAUUUCCGUCUGAUGACGCGAUGCCUUGUUUCUUCUGCUACUACUCCUCAUCUUUCUGCUUUGAGACUCACUGGCGAGGCAUGUCAUGCCUCCAGAAGUGUUUUUGUUUUUUUUGCAUCCUGUUUGGGCAUGCAGAUGGAGGAGGACGAAGGCGACAACGAUAUCUCCAUGAGGACUUUUAUGUUGCAUGCAUCUAGUCUUUAGAAAUGUUAGGACUUUUAGGCACACUGCCUUUUCUCUCGAUUUCUGUCAAUCUCUCUCUCUCUCUCUCUCUCUCUCUUUUUCUCUCUCCCUCUCUUCUGGCAUGCUUGUUCCAGCAUGUCCACCAUGAUGUAGCUGUCCAUCAGGUAUUUAACUUUUUAAAAUCCAAACUCAAGAUUUCUUUGUCAUUUUUUUUCCCUCUCUCUCUCUUCUUCUCUCCUGUUCAUCUCAUGUCUCACCCUAAACCCUGCUGUACAACUCAGAAAAACAAGUUUUGUUCAGGUCUUGGCAAUAAAACUCAGAUUUCCACAUAA